AUGACCGUCACCGAACUCGCGCUACUGCGCCUCAACUCUGGCGCAUCCUUCGACGACCCCACGUUGCGCGCGAACCUCCAGAAAGCCAAGAAGGCUAUGGAGGACUUCACGCGUCUUCCCUUCCACUACUUCGUUCAAAUCGAAGACCCGUCCUACUUCUACAUUGUCGGUUCCUGGCCGUCGGCCAAGCAGCACUUUGAAGAAUGGAUCCCCUCGCCGGCAAACCAAGAGGUCCUCGAGCUGCUCAAAGAUCAGAUCAACGUCGAAUUCAUGUUCCACCUUGACGUCGAGAGUGCAUGUCUGCCCCUCGAUGCUCCAGUCGUCGCAAUUGGCAGGCAUUUCAUCGCAUCAGACAAGCGCACCAGCUUCUCGAAGGUAUUCAGUGCUGCGAAACACAUUGUCGAGAACUUCACUGCGCCUAAGAAGGUUGCUGGGGGGUGGAGAGUCGAGAAGGAGGCCGAGGAGAAAGAGGAAUGGGUACUCUUCACAGGCUGGGAUGGCGUUGCUCAACACGGCGAGUUUGGGAGGUCAGCAUCGUUUCAGGAAUAUGUCAAGAUCAAGGAUUUUGUGAGUGGGUUCGACGUUAAACACGCGGGGAGACUUGAAUUCUCACAAAACUCGCGCCGUCGCUCGUUCCUCCCGAACACCAACUGGAAGCGCCGAGUCCUGACCUCUCCCGCUCCUGGCCCUUCUCGUUCCUUUCCCUGCUCGCUGAGUGCAGCCAAGAUGAACUCAACGACAGCUGCUUUCGCCAAUCCGGCGCCCGCCGACACGUACUGGGCCCAGUUCGAGGAGGUUUCCAAGUACAAUGUCUCCCUCAACUACUUCGAGCGCCUCUGGCUCGCGUGGUACACCUACAUGAACAACGAUGUUCUGGCCACCGGCAUCAUGUCCUUCGUCAUGCACGAGGCCGUCUACUUUGGCCGCUCGCUCCCGUGGAUUUUCAUCGACGCCAUCCCUUUCUUCAACAAGUACAAGAUCCAGGCUGCCAAGAUUCCCACCGCUAAGGAGCAGUGGCAGUGCGCCGCCCUGGUGCUGCUGAGCCACUUUACCGUCGAGCUUCCCCAGAUCUGGCUCUUCCACCCCAUGGCCCAGUUCUUUGGUCUCGAAACUAGCGUUCCUUUCCCGUCGCCGCUGAAGAUGGCCUACCAGAUCGCCAUUUUCUUCGUCCUGGAGGAUACCUGGCACUACUGGACCCACCGCGCCAUGCACGUCUUCCCCUUCCUGUACAAGAACAUCCACAAGAUCCAUCACCACUACUCGGCUCCUUUUGGCCUUGCCGCCGAGUACGCGUCGCCCAUUGAGGUCCUUGUCCUUGGUCUCGGCACUGUUGGCUCCCCCAUUCUCUACUGUGCCAUUACCAAGGAUCUCCACAUCCUGACCAUGUACGUGUGGAUCGUCGCUCGCCUUUUCCAGGCCAUCGACGCCCACAGCGGCUACGAGUUCCCCUGGAGCCUCCACCACUUCCUGCCCUUCUGGGCCGGUGCCGAUCACCACGACACCCACCACGAGCGUUUCAUUGGCAACUACGCUAGCAGCUUCCGCUGGUGGGACUAUGUCCUUGAUACCGAGUCUGGUCCCGAGGCUGCCAAGAGAAGGCGUGAGCGCAGGCUCGCUAAGGCCAAGAAGGCUCAGUAA
Lasiodiplodia theobromae is the source of this 1638-nucleotide messenger RNA. Its product is annotated as C-4 methyl sterol oxidase. NCBI's taxonomy places the organism in Eukaryota, Fungi, Ascomycota, Dothideomycetes, Botryosphaeriales, Botryosphaeriaceae. Gene Ontology annotation, molecular function: oxidoreductase activity; iron ion binding. Gene Ontology annotation, biological process: lipid biosynthetic process. The coding region runs from base 1 to 1638 and encodes 545 amino acids. The transcript has 4 exons. The record is from RefSeq and is a predicted model, not a curated record.